UUGCCUCCACUCCACCGAUGGACGCCUCGUGGGUAGCACUUCAUUAAGCUCCCUGUUGCUAGGCGCAGCAAACAACCAACCGCCGCCGUCGCCGUCGCUCCCGAUUGCCAUCUUCCUUUGCCUCACCUCACUUCACGACAGCCACCAAUAUUCUCGACGUUCUUACCUCGACGUUCUUACCUCGACAGUAUCCUCACGAAGUCGCUGUUUACCAUCGGUCGCUUCUCAAGGCCUCUAGCAAUUCUGGUCCGGCUGCACCCCCCUUCACCGUCGAUCUUUUUCCUUUUGGUCAAGCAACUAUUACAUUUAGUCUUACGGGGACACGUCUCGAAGACGACCGCGACCACGAUUAUAGCGACAACGAACAAGACGCCAACGACGCCGACGUGGGCGUGUUGGCACCUUGGGAGCUACUUUCAAUGAGGCCUUGGCCGCCGAUGACGAUAUUUCCGCCCGCCGAGUCCCAACCCCUACCGUACCCGUCGUCUCUGCCUGGGUGUAUCGGAGCGGAAUGGCUGCCUCAGUGAGGGUGUCAGGCCCGCCAAACAGUAGUUUCUUGAUAGGUUAUCCAGGGAUUUCGGCAACACUGCCACGCAUAGAAGGAACCGUCGAAAUUAGGCCCUCGCAGGGCUAUUCGAUGCCCGUCGCCAUAUCGCUGGUCAGGAUAUGUCUUCAAAGACGAGAGUCGAUACACCCGGCUGCCGAUAACAUGGCCAAGAAGCACUUGGGUACACCCCGGCGUGAAACGACCGAUAUUGUUGGCAAGGAACAUCUUCUGUUUCGGUGCCCUGACGGCAAGGAAUCCGAGAGUGUUAUCGCCAUGGACCUUCCUUUCGUCCUCUUUAUCCCUUUUGGUCGCGGUGGCGAGGAGACCAACAGGAGGAUUCCUCCAGCAUCACUUCAGCUUCCUAGUCGAACUGCCGAAACAUAUUACGAGCUCAUAGUUACCGUCCAGCAAGGUGCCAGCCAUCAAAACAAGUACCAUUUCCCUCUGCCGCUCCAGAGGUACGAUACCCUCUCGACGUUUGGCAUGUAUAAUCGCCCCGAAUCCAAGGUUGCGACGGCGGAUAACAUUGUGACUUUGGGGAUCUCGUUGCCGCGCUGGAGCUACGGACCACUGGACCCGAUCACCGUCUACAUAAAACUUGCCCCAAACCCAGACUGGCUGAACAAGGCCAAGCGGGUUACAAUCAACAAGAUCACGCUAAGCAUAGAGGAAGAAAUCACAUACAACCCAGAGGGUGACGAGCCGCAAAAAAAGGUUAAUAGGAUCUCCAAGCACACGCAACCGGUCGGGACUAGGCUUCCCGAGGCCGGUUACACUACGAAUCUCGGGCUCGUGUUUCCAUCGCGAGAUCUCAGAGACGCCGAAGGGGUUAUGCGUCGAGGAGAGCCAUCCAAGUUUCCAAAUCAUGAGGUGACUUCGUUCACCACGACCUCGACUUUGUACAAGGUGGAGUUCUUUCUCACAAUCAAGGCAUCCAUGAGCUCCGCACGUGAUAUCACUCUCAGGCAGCCUAUCGUCAUCUGCCCAAUGGACCAGCAAGCCUGUAAGGAAGAAAUCGAGGCCAUUGAGCAAGCAGCGAGGGAUGCGUCACUUGUCGAUCCAAAUCACCCGUAUACUCCAGCCAAAACCAUUGUGCUGGCUAGCCAUGAGAACUCUCUUCGGCACCUGGGUCUUUGUAUUGUGGGUGGGCAGAAGAAGCCUUUGAUUGAAUGAGACCAGACCGGGCAGAGCUCGAAGCUGUCUUGACUCACUUAGGGAGUUAAAGAAAUAUUCGGCUGGCGUUCCAAAUCCGAGAAAGUCUCCAGUCUGACUUCCACAGGGCACGCUUGUUGCCUUGAAAAGGGCCGCGCCGCGCGCUUCGACAUAUCAGUCAUGGCGCGCCGUUGACAAAAACUGUAGCUGAUAUACGGUUGCCUCGACCUCAUGGCAACCAUACACCAUUGAAGCAGCUGAGCUUUGGCUGCAGUGGAACAAAAGACGAUACGAAAUUCUGGGUGGAAGCGAAAUUUCUGGCGAUAUUUCAAACGGCCCAUGAACCAAGCUUUCGCACAUCGUCACCUUUGCUGCUCAGUGUCUUCUCAUGGGUCGAAUGCAGGCUAUGCCUCGAGCUGUAGACACAGUCAACUAAGGAGGUUGGUGCUGUGCUCUUGCUGGUCUCACAAUUGUCCUAGGCAGCACAUUAGCGAUCCGAUUUCCACUCGGCUACCACUGCCAGCAUCGGAUAAAUAGUUCAUCAUCCUAUAAAGCAGGACCUGGUUGCUGUGGACAGCAUUCCGAUACACCUUUCCAGCAUACAUAGACUUAUAAUCCUGCAGCAAUUGGACUGGGACGUUUCAUCCUCCACUAUUCCAACUGGGAAACCCAUGUGGUAGAAACGCAGAUUCUAUACUCAGAUAGACGGUUCGCGUUUUACAUACCAGAGAGAUUUAUUUGAUACUACCAAGUACUUCUUUUUCUUCGAACGACAGAUCGACUGGCACAGGUGUUCACGUAUCUUACUUUUUACUACUUCUUUUUUUUCUCGGAAUGAUAGCUUGGACAACCACUGGUCUACAUCCGCUUUGCUGGGCAUUGGGGCUGUACAUAUCCGUCUAUGGCGUGGUGUUAAGGCUGGCUUUAUGGGAAGAUCGUUCGAGCAGGCAGGCGUGUGGACAUCAAUAUGAGCAUGAUAAUAAAUCUUAUUUUUCUUCCAAUGCUGUUCAGUAGGAAAUUCCCGGCUUGUGUUUUGCCAAGCAAGUUGUACACUAAUAGUUGAUAAGCGGGAGUAUA
This is a messenger RNA of Pyricularia oryzae 70-15, 2776 nucleotides long. RefSeq names its product arrestin domain-containing protein. Lineage: Eukaryota; Fungi; Ascomycota; Sordariomycetes; Magnaporthales; Pyriculariaceae. The transcript is spliced from 3 exons. Gene Ontology annotation, biological process: division septum assembly. Gene Ontology annotation, cellular component: division septum. The record is from RefSeq and is a predicted model, not a curated record. Bases 512 to 1720 code for a protein of 402 amino acids.